AUGGCGCCACAGCGGCUCCCGGUGGCCCUGCCCUCCACGGUGGAGCAAGCGCUGCGCGCGGAGCUCGAGGGCAGGUCAGACUCGCGCGCGGAGUUGCGGCAAGUGCCCGCAUGGGCGAGGCUGCAACGCAUCAUGGUGAGCUGGAUGACCGACUCAGUGCUGGGCCUGCUGGUAGCGCGGCUGGGGGUGGCGACGAUGAAGGCGGUGCCUUUCGUGUCGCUGCUGGUGGUGCUGCGCCGCAUGUGGCGCCUCAAUCGGAUCAUGAUGCGCAGCAGGAGGUCGAAGACGUGGAUCCUGAUGCGCUCGGCCUUUGAGAUGUGGACCUUGGUGGAGCUGAUCUUUUACAUCUACUUCAGGUGCAAGAAGUGGAGCCUCGAGAAGCGGCGCGCCUACGAGCCACGGGUCCUGUGGAAGGCCCCCAACGAGAGGCAGCGGCUGCUCACGAACUUUCUCACCACCAUCGAGAGGAUCCACGCGGGCCAGGGGUCCCUGCCGUUCCGGGAGAAGGCCAAACGGCGAGAGGCCAAGGGCGCCGGCAUCUUCCAGGCCUUGCGGCCGCCACCCCGGCAGGAGGCCCGGGAAAAGCUGAUCAGCGCCCCCUCAGUGGAAAACUUCCUGCGGCUCUCGGACGACCACGAACCCGGCUUCUGGUAUGAGCCCAAAGCGUGCUCAAAGGGCAUGGCAAAGCCCAUGCGCCCCGCCCCCUCCGUGGAGAAUUUGCUGCGGAGUUGGGAGGUCUCGGAAGAGGUUAGUCCCAGGACGCCCGCAGACGUCGAUUUGCAGUGUUUGAAGCACCUCGAGCUUUGCUCCUGGUUCUCCACGUUGACGCCGAAGGGGACGCGGGACAUCUGCAGAGACGUCCAGCAAAUCCGACGCGGCAACAUCGAGCAGUGGCUGCUGUCCUACUUCUUCGACGGCGCCGAGUCCACCCAGGAGCUCUCCGACCGCGAGGCCCAGGAGCUCCAGGAGUUGGUGGAUGCAGUGGCACGCUGGGCUGGCUUGCCAUUGGAUGGCGAGUGGGCCGGCAACAACGAAGGCCUGAAGUGCUUUCGCAUGCGCAACGACCCGUUCCCGGCGGUGCACCGACCCCUCCUCUCCUACGUGAACACCGCCUUCGUGGCCCCGACCAUCGGGCACCAGGCGCUGACGAUGCUGGGGUUCCGGCCUUAUCGCUCCGGCAGCACGGAGUACUGGUUCCGGCCCCCGAACCCCGCAGAGCACUGGCAGCACGGACUGCGGCCCCGCCUGGUGUCCGGCAAGGCCCUGGUCUUCUGCCACGGCGUGGGGGUCGGCCCCACGAUGUGCCUUACCUUCCUGCAGCGCCUCACCAGGACCGUGGGCAAGGAGGCCCCGGUCUUCCUGGUGGACACCGCCGGCAUCUCCAUGCGCUUCUCCGACGACGUGCCCGGCGCCCGCGAGGUUGCCGCGAACAUCGAGAACAUGCUGCAGGUCUGGGGCCUGAGCUGGGCGCACUUCGUGGGCCACUCCUUCGGGGCUUUUGUGGUGGCCUGGGUGCUGCGCUACGCGCGCCACGUGGUGGAGAGGACGACGCUCAUUGACCCCGUGUGCUUCCUUGUGCUGAAGAUCCUUGUGCAAGGCCACGAGCUCCAGCAGGUGAGGCACGACACGGGCAUGGACCCGAUGGAAAUCGCCAUCAAGUACUUUGUGAUGACGGAGCUCUUCGUCUGCAACUUUGUCUGCCGCUGCUUCUUCUGGGAGGAGUCCAAUCUUGACAUGCAGGAUCUGGAAGGCACCAAAGCUUUGAUCGUCUUGGAGUCGGAGGACCUCAUCGUCCCCACCUACUCCGUGAGGAGUCUCGUCUUCGCCGAGCAGAGCCGCAGGGCCAAGGCUGGCAAAGCUCCCUCGGAAACUGGCCUGGAGCUCUUGUGGGUGGAAGAUCAGCCCCACGCAGGCUUCUUGUUGGACAUGGUCGCCAACGAAGACGUGUGCGCCCGCCUGGCCGCCUUCCACGGAUCGUGA
Effrenium voratum is the source of this 1980-nucleotide messenger RNA. The record is from the annotation of a GenBank genome assembly. NCBI's taxonomy places the organism in Eukaryota, Dinophyceae, Suessiales, Symbiodiniaceae.